AUGUUUUAAUCAUAAAUAAUAGAAUUUGAAAAAUAUUAGAAUUGUAAAAAGCAUAACCAACCAAUACAAUUUGUUGUAUUCAACAAUAAUUUAAAGAGGGAGGAAUAUCUUUUGUGUAAUAUUUGUAGGUAAGAUUUUGAAGGAGAGAGAGUAUUUGAAUUACAAAUGAUAGUUAAGAUGAUUGAAGAUAAUUUAAAGAUUAAAGUAGAGAAUAUCGAAAGGUUGAUAAAAGUUGAUUUAGAUUUAACUCAAUAGCUCUUGGAGGAACUUAGGAUGAUAAAAUAAAAGCUUAAUUCUUAAUUGGAUGAAUUGAUAUCUAAUACUGUAGAUUGGAACAAAAAUCUCAAUGUAUGGGCAAAGAAUUUAUAAUUUCAAUUCUUAGAUGAAUUAGAAAUAGUAAAAGAAUAAAUUAAUACAUCCAAACAAAAUAUAUUCGAUUCAGAAUAAUUGAUUAAUUCAAUUACGAAACUUAAUAAUUCACAUAUUAUUAAAAAUAACACAAAAUUAACUACACUUAAAAACUUAGACAUGUAUGUAUAAUGUGAAUAAAUUUUAUAAAAUUUGGAUUUUGCCCAUCAUAUUAAAUCGAUUGAUAAUUAAAUAAAAUAAUUAGAUUCAUGCUAUGCAAUCUCAUUUAAUUAAUCAGGAUCACUUAUGAUUUCAGCAUCUAAUUAGUAUAUAAAAGUAUGGGAUUUUGUACAAGGAAAAAUGAAAGAAAUUACAACACUUGAUGGACAUGUUAAAACAAUCCAUUUUCUAUUAUUUAGUAAGAAAAGUAAUAGUUUUUUAUCAGCUGGUUCUGAUAAUACAAUUCGAUGUUGGAAAGAGAUAUAUGAAAAAUAAUGGAAGAGUUCUUAACCAUAUUAGAAGCAUACAUAAAGUGUAGACUGUUUAAUAUUAAAUGAACCUGAAAACUAGUUUGUUUCUGGUGGAAGUGAUUGUUCGAUUAAAAUUUGGUAAAUUGAUUUAAUUAGAAAUUAAUUAACUCAUCUUUAUUCAUUAGAUAGACAUAAAAAUUAAAUUAUUAGCCUAAGCUUUAAUUAAUUAGAAAAUAAAAUGGUUUCUUGUGGGUUAGAUAAUUAAAUAAUAAUUUGGUAAAAAUAUAAUCAAAAGGAAUGGUAAUUUGAGUAAAUUGUUACAUAAACAUUUCUAGAAUUAAAAUACAGAUUUUAAUUUAUAAAUAAUGAUUAAUUAAUUUGCGUGAAUGGUAAUUAAGUAAGUUAGGAUUCUAUAAGCAUAUUUGAAUCAAAUAAUGGAAUAUAUAAAGAAAACUUGAAUAAGUAAGUAUAAUUGAUUAAAAAUGACAAAUUUUGUGAUCUGGCUUUUUUUCCUAUCUUUUAUCACAAAGAAAAGAAUUUGAUAAUUAUAAAGCACAAGUAGCAUGUAUAUUUAAUAAAAACAACAAACGAAGGCUAAUUAAAAAUAAUUACAUCAAUAUAAUUUUAAUCAAAUGAAAUUUAUGGAGCAUUAACUAAUGAUGGAAAAUAUUUGGUUACUUGGAAUAAGAUGUUCCAGAAAUAUGAUUCAUAUGAAAUAUAAAUUAGUUGA
Messenger RNA from Paramecium sonneborni, 1548 nucleotides. Lineage: Eukaryota; Ciliophora; Oligohymenophorea; Peniculida; Parameciidae. The record is from the annotation of a GenBank genome assembly.